CGCCGCGCCGCGAACAUGGCGACCCGGAGCGGCCGGAGGCGGCCGCGGCUCCCGGCGCUGCUCGCCCUGCUCGCGCUGCUCCCGCCCGCCGCCGCCGCCGCCGCCGGGGCGCCCCGCUGGCCCGGCGCCCGCCCGCCCUUCCCUCCGCACCGCAGCCUCCUCGUGGCGCGGGGCGACCCCCGCGAGCCGCGGCCGGGGGCGAACCCCGCGGACCCGCGGCCGCCGUCCCGGGCGCGGCGGAGCGCGGCCCCGCAGCCCCAGCCCCUCCAGGUGUACGGACAGGUCAGCCUGAAUGACUCCCACAAUCAGAUGGUGGUGCACUGGGCCGGAGAGAAAAGCAACGUGAUCGUGGCAUUGGCCCGGGACAGCCUGGCCGUGGCAAGGCCCAAGAGCAGUGAUGUGUACGUGUCUUACGACUACGGAAAGUCAUUCCACAAGAUUUCAGAGAAACUCAGCUUCGGUGUGGGAAACGACACGGCGGCUGUCAUCGCCCAGUUCUACCACAGCCCUGCGGACAACAAGAGGUACAUCUUCGCGGAUGCUUACGCCCAGUACCUGUGGAUCACAUUUGACUUCUGCAACACCCUCCAUGGCUUUUCCAUCCCAUUCCGGGCGGCUGACCUCCUCCUCCAUAGCACGGCCUCCAACCUGGUGCUGGGCUUCGACCGGUCGCACCCCAACAAGCAGCUGUGGAAGUCGGACGACUUCGGUCAGACCUGGGUUAUGAUUCAGGAGCACGUGAAGUCCUUCGCCUGGGGAAUCGACCCCUACGACAAGCCGAACACCGUCUACCUUGAGCGGCACGAGCCGGCGGGCUCCUCCACGGUGCUCCGCAGCACCGACUUCUUCCAGUCCCGGGAAAACCAGGAGGUGGUCCUGGAAGGCGUGAGAGACUUUCAGCUCCGCGACAAGUACAUGUUCGCUACGAAGGUGGUGCCUCUCCCGGGAAGCCAGCAGCCCUCUUCUGUCCAGCUCUGGGUCUCUUUCGGCCGGAAGCCCAUGCGAGCCGCCCAGUUUGUCACGAGGCAUCCCAUUAACGAAUAUUACAUCGCGGACGCCUCCGAGGACCAGGUGUUCGUGUGCGUCAGCCACAGCGACAACCGCACGAACUUGUACAUCUCAGAAGCCGAGGGGCUGAAGUUCUCCUUGUCCCUGGAGAACGUGCUGUAUUACAGCCCGGGCGGGGCUGGCAGCGACACCUUGGUGAGGUACUUUGCCAACGAGCCCUUCGCCGACUUCCACCGCGUGGAAGGGCUGCAGGGGGUCUACAUCGCCACGCUCAUCAAUGGCUCCAUGAAUGAGGAGAACUUGAGAUCCGUCAUCACCUUCGACAAAGGGGGAACCUGGGAGUUUCUUCAGGCCCCGGCCUUCACGGGAUAUGGAGAGAAAAUCGAUUGUGAGCUUUCUCGGGGCUGUUCCCUGCACCUGGCCCAGCGCCUCAGCCAGCUGCUCAACCUCCAGCUGCGCAGGAUGCCCAUCCUGUCCAAGGAGUCGGCGCCCGGCCUCAUCGUCGCCACCGGGUCGGUGGGGAAGAACUUGGCCAGCAAGACCAACGUGUACAUCUCCAGCAGCGCGGGAGCCAGGUGGCGAGAGGCACUUCCUGGACCUCACUACUACACGUGGGGAGACCACGGGGGCAUCAUCGUGGCCAUCGCCCAGGGCACGGAAACCAGCGAGCUCAAGUACAGCACCAACGAAGGGGAGACCUGGAAGACGUUCGUCUUCUCGGAGCAGCCGGUGUUCGUGUACGGCCUCCUCACAGAGCCGGGGGAGAAGAGCACCGUCUUCACCAUCUUCGGCUCCAACAAGGAGAACGUGCACAGCUGGCUCAUCUUCCAGGUCAACGCCACGGACGCCCUGGGGGUUCCCUGUACAGAGAAUGACUACAAGCUGUGGUCGCCAUCGGACGAGCGGGGGAACGAGUGUUUGCUGGGACACAAGACGGUUUUCAAGCGGAGGACCCCCCACGCCACCUGCUUUAAUGGAGAAGACUUUGACAGGCCGGUGGUCCUGUCCAACUGCUCCUGCACGCGGGAGGACUACGAAUGUGAUUUUGGUUUCAAGCUGAGUGAAGAUUUGUCCUUGGAGGUUUGUGUUCCAGACCCGGAAUUUUCGGGGAGCUCCUACUCCCCUCCGGUGCCUUGUCUCGUGGGCUCUACCUACAGGAGAACGAGAGGCUACCGGAAGAUUUCUGGGGACACGUGCAGUGGAGGAGAUGUGGAAGCCCGGCUGGAAGGGGAGCUGGUCCCCUGCCCCCUGGCAGAAGAGAACGAGUUCAUCCUGUACGCCAUGCGCAAGUCCAUCUACCGCUACGACCUCGCGUCCGGAGCCACGGAGCAGCUGCCGCUCUCCGGGCUGCGUGCCGCCGUGGCCCUGGACUUUGACUACGAGCGCAACUGCCUGUACUGGUCGGACCUGGCUUUGGACUCUAUCCAGCGCCUCUGUUUGAACGGGAGUACCGGGCAGGAAGUGAUCGUCGGCUCCGGCCUGGAGACGGUGGAGGCUCUGGCCUUCGAGCCCCUCAGCCAGUUGCUGUACUGGGUGGAUGCUGGCUUUAAAAAGAUUGAGGUAGCCAAUCCAGACGGUGACUUUCGACUUACGAUCGUCAAUUCCUCUGUGCUCGAUCGGCCCCGGGCUCUGGUCCUCGUGCCCCACGAGGGAGUGCUGUUCUGGACCGACUGGGGAGAUGCGAGGCCCGGCAUCUACCGGAGCAACAUGGACGGCUCCGCCGUGCGCCGCCUGGUGGCGGAGGACGUGAAGUGGCCCAACGGCAUCUCGGUGGACGAGCGGUGGGUCUACUGGACCGACGCCUACCUGGACUGCAUCGAGCGCGCCAGCUUCAGCGGCCAGCAGCGCUCCGUCAUCCUGGACAACCUCCCGCACCCCUAUGCCAUCGCCGUCUUCAAGAACGAGAUCUACUGGGAUGACUGGUCGCAGCUGAGCAUCUUCCGGACGUCCAAAUACAGCGGCUCCCAGAUAGAGACCCUGGGCAGCCAGCUCACGGGGCUGAUGGACAUGAAGAUCUUCUACAAGGGGAAGAACGCAGGAAGCAACGCCUGUGUGUCCAGACCAUGUAGCCUGCUCUGCCUGCCCAAGGCCAACAGCAGCAAAAGCUGCCGGUGUCCCGAGGGGGUGGCCAGCAGCGUGCUCCCAUCGGGGGACCUGACGUGCGAGUGCCCCCAGGGUUUCCAGCUGAAGAACAACACCUGCGUCAAAGAAGAGACCACCUGUCUCCGCAACCAGUAUCGCUGCAGCAACGGGAACUGUAUCAACAGCAUUUGGUGGUGUGACUUCGACAACGACUGCGGGGACAUGAGCGACGAGCGGAACUGCCCCACCACUGUCUGCGACGUGGACACCCAGUUCCGGUGCCAGGAGUCGGGAACCUGCAUCCCAUUCGCUUAUAAGUGCGAUCUGGAGGAUGACUGUGGCGACAACAGUGAUGAGAGUCACUGUGAGAUGCGCCAGUGCCGGAGUGACGAGUUCAACUGCAGCUCGGGGAUGUGCAUCCGCUCCUCCUGGGUGUGCGACGGGGACAACGACUGCAGAGACUGGUCUGACGAAGCCAACUGCACCGCAGUUUACCACACCUGCGAGGCCUCCAACUUCCAGUGCCGCAACGGGCACUGCAUCCCCCAGCGCUGGGCGUGCGACGGCGACGCGGACUGCCAGGACGGCUCCGACGAGGACCCCGCCAGCUGCGAGAAGAAGUGCAACGGCUUCCACUGCCCAAACGGCACCUGCAUCCCGUCCGGCAAGCACUGCGACGGCCUGCGCGACUGUGCGGACGGCUCCGACGAGCAGCACUGCGAGCCCCUGUGCACCCGCUUCAUGGACUUCGUGUGUAAGAACCGCCAGCAGUGCUUGUUCCACUCCAUGGUGUGCGACGGCAUCAUCCAGUGCCGCGACGGCUCGGACGAGGAUGCCGCCUUCGCGGGGUGCUCCCAAGACCCCGAGUUCCACAAGGCGUGCGACGAGUUCGGGUUCCAGUGUCAGAACGGCGUGUGCAUCAGCUUGAUCUGGAAGUGCGACGGGAUGGACGACUGCGGGGAUUACUCGGACGAGGCCAACUGCGAAAACCCCACGGAGGCCCCCAGCUGCUCCCGCUACUUCCAGUUCCGCUGCCAGAACGGCCACUGCGUCCCCAACCGGUGGAAAUGUGACGGGGAGAACGACUGCGGGGACUGGUCGGAUGAGAAGGAGUGCGGAGAUCUGCACGUCCUGCCCUCCCCCACGCCGGGACCCUCCACCUGUCUGCCCAAUUAUUUCCGCUGCAGCCACGGGGCCUGUGUGAUGGACGCCUGGGUCUGCGACGGGUACCGGGACUGCGCCGACGGCUCCGACGAGGAAGCCUGCCCCACCCUUGCCAAUGUCACCGCGGCCUCCACUUUGACCCAGCUUGGACGAUGUGACCGCUUUGAGUUCGAAUGUCACCAACCGAAGAAGUGCAUUCCCAACUGGAAGCGCUGUGACGGCCACCGGGACUGCCAGGGCGGCCAGGACGAGGCCAACUGCCCCACACGCAGCACGCUGACCUGCACGAGCCGGGAGUUCGGGUGUGAGGACGGCGAGGCCUGCAUCGUGCUCUCCCAGCGCUGCGACGGGUUCCUGGACUGCUCGGACGAGAGCGACGAGAAGGCCUGCAGUGACGAGAUGGCCGUGUACAAAGUGCAGAAUCUCCAGUGGACGGCCGACUUCUCCGGGGCAGUCACUUUGACCUGGACGCGGCCCAAGAAAAUGCCCGCCGCUUCCUGCGUGUACAACGUGUACUACAGGGUGGUGGGAGAGAGCGUGUGGAAGACCCUGGAGACGCACAGCAACAAGACGAACGCCGUGCUGAAGGUCCUGAAGCCCGACACCACCUACCACGCCAAAGUGCAGGUCCAGUGCCUCAGCCGGGCGCACAGCACCAACGACGUGGUGACCCUCCGCACGCCCGAAGGACUGCCCGAUGCCCCUGGGAACCUCCAGCUGUCCGUCCACGGCGAAGCAGAGGGGGUGGUCGUUUGCCGCUGGACCCCUCCCCUCCACGCUCACGGUUUCAUCCGUGAGUACAUUGUGGAAUACAGCAGGACCGGUUCUAAGUUGUGGGCCUCCCAGAGGGCUGGGAGUAACUCCACAGAAAUCAAGGACUUACUGCCCAGCACCCUGUACACCGUCAGGGUGGCUGCGGUGACUAGUCGUGGAAUAGGAAACUGGAGCGAUUCUAAAUCCAUUACCACCAUAAAAGGAAAAGUGAUCCCGCCGCCCGACAUCCACAUCGACAGCUAUGGCGAAAAUUCUCUCAGCUUCACCCUGACCAUGGGCGGCGACACCAAGGUGAACGGCUACGUGGUGAAUCUCUUCUGGGCCUUUGACACCCACAAACAAGAGAAGAAAACCUUGAGCUUCCGAGGGAGCUCUGUGUCGUACAAAGUUGGCAAUCUGACAGCUCACACGUCCUACGAGAUUUCUGCCUGGGCCAAGACCGACUUGGGUGACAGUCCCCUGGCCUUUGAGCAUGUCACAACUAGAGGGGUUCGCCCUCCGGCUCCCAGCCUCAAAGCCAAGGCUAUCAAUCAGACUGCCGUGGAAUGCGUCUGGACCGGCCCCAAGAACGUGGUUUAUGGCAUUUUCUAUGCUACGUCUUUUCUUGACCUCUAUCGAAACCCACAGAGCUUGACUACUUCGCUGCACAACAAGACGGUCAUUGUGGGUAGGGAUGAGCAGUAUCUGUUUCUGGUCCGGGUGCUGGUGCCGUACCAAGGGCCGUCCUCUGACUACGCGGUGGUGAAGAUGAUUCCGGACAGCAGGCUCCCGCCCCGCCACCUGCACGUGGUCCACGCAGGCAAAACCUCGGCCGUCAUCAAGUGGGAAUCGCCCUACGACUCUCCCGACCAGGACCUGUCCUAUGCCAUCGCAGUGAAAGAUCUCAUAAGGAAGACCGACAGGAGCUACCGCGUCCGAUCCCGCAACAGCACGGUGGAGUACACCCUCGGCAGGCUGGAGCCGGGGGGCAAGUACCACGUCCUGGUCCAGCUGGGGAACAUGAGCAAGGAGGCCAGCGUCAGAGUCACCACGGCUUCUUUAUCGGCACCCGAUGCCUUAAAAAUCAUAACGGAAAAUGACCACGUCCUUCUGUUUUGGAAGAGUCUAGCUUUGAAGGAGAAGCAGUUUAAUGAAAGCAGGGGCUACGAGAUCCGCAUGUUCGACAGUGCCCUGAAUCUCACAGCUCACCUGGGGAACACCACUGACAACUUCUUUAAAGUUUCCAACCUGAAGUUGGGCCACAAUUACACGUUCACCGUCCAGGCGCGGUGCCUGUUGGGCAGCCAGCUGUGCGGGGAGCCUGCCGUGCGGCUGUACGACGAGCUGGGGUCCGGUGGCGCCGUGGCGGCCUCCCGGUCCUCCAGGCCCACGGACGUGGCGGCCGUGGUGGUCCCCAUCCUGUUCCUGAUCCUGCUGAGCCUGGGCGCGGGCUUCGCCGUCCUCUACACCAAGCACCGCCGGCUGCAGAGCAGCUUCACGGCCUUCGCCAACAGCCACUACAGCUCCAGGCUGGGCUCCGCCAUCUUCUCCUCCGGGGACGACCUGGGGGAGGACGACGAAGACGCCCCCAUGAUCACUGGAUUUUCAGACGACGUCCCAAUGGUGAUCGCAUGAACGAGCUUUCCUCCCUCCAAACCAAAUGGUGUAAAUAUUUUAUUUGAUAAAGAUAGUGGAUGGUUUAUUUUAAGAGAUGCACUUUGAGUUGCAAUAUGUUAUUUUUAUAUGGGCCAAAACAAAAAAAAACACUUAAAAAGAAAAAAAAACAACAAAAAAGGAAGAAAGGAACGAGUCUCGCGUCCGCAGGGCUGUGCUUCCCGGACUUGCUUGUGAGUCUGCGAGGUCAUUUUGGUUCGCCCAGUUGGCCGUUCUUUUUAUUUUUCUAAGACGCAGAAACGUAUUUAAUAGAAAGCUUCACGGAGCGGCGCGGUGCGCGGGAAGCUCCUCCCGCAGGAGUCCGCCCCCUUGCAGUGCCGUCGGGGGUCCGGCCCUGUGCCCGCGGGCACGCGUGGUCAGCUGACCCUGCGCGGCCACAGGGCGUGGGGCCUGGGAACAGAAGCGUCGUGCUGCCGUUCACCGGGAUCCAGGUCACCCCUCGGCGGCGGUGGCGGUGGGGGUGCUGGCCCUCACCUCGGGGCCUCGGGCGGGCGAUCCUGGCUCUCCGAGCUCCCGGGAGCAGCUUUGGAUGCGGUCAGUUGAGAACCCUGCUUUCCCACACCCCGGGGCCCUUGUCAUUGUAAAAACAACAAACUCACUCUGCCUGAGGGAGGAAAGUUCUGGAUCUACGUCAUGACAGACACACUGGCAAAUACAGCACGUCGCUCUCUAUUUUCCAUCGUUCGGGUUUUUUUGUUUUGUUUUCAUUUACCACCAAAGAAAUGUCAAUUCUCAAGUUUUAUGCGUCGGUGGAGGUGGCCACUGAAUUGUCCUUGAAAAUCCAUACUGAGGAGACGUGCGGUCAGUGUGAAUUGGGUCAGUGCUUCUGUCCCCCUCCCUCCCUCCCUCCCUCCCUCCUCCCUCUUGCU
Perognathus longimembris pacificus (Pacific pocket mouse) is the source of this 7550-nucleotide messenger RNA. It is a transcript of the gene Sorl1, whose product is annotated as sortilin related receptor 1. Gene Ontology annotation, biological process: protein targeting to lysosome; protein retention in Golgi apparatus; post-Golgi vesicle-mediated transport. Lineage: Eukaryota; Metazoa; Chordata; Mammalia; Rodentia; Heteromyidae. The coding region runs from base 16 to 6642 and encodes 2208 amino acids. The record is from RefSeq and is a predicted model, not a curated record. The transcript is spliced from 48 exons. Gene Ontology annotation, cellular component: Golgi apparatus; membrane. Gene Ontology annotation, molecular function: protein binding.